GAGUCAGGGGGCGGGACCUGGCUUCCCAGUUUAAAGUGUGUCUGAAGCCUCACUUGACGUCUAGUCUCUCUGUCCGCGUGCACACGGAUUGACCACUCCUUUGGGCUUUUCUUACAUCCUUGGAUAUAUAGGGGGGAAGAACUAAUCCACAAAGAUGACUGACGCCCAACAAGAGGCCCGCUCCUACCUGAGCGAGGAAAUGCUGGCUGAGUUCAAGGCCGCCUUCGACAUGUUCGACACCGACGGUGGCGGUGAUAUCAGCACCAAGGAGUUGGGUACCGUGAUGAGGAUGCUGGGUCAGAACCCGACAAGGGAGGAGUUGGAGGAGAUCAUCGAGGAGGUCGAUGAGGACGGUAGCAGUUCCAUCGACUUCGAGGAGUUCUUGGUCAUGAUGGUGAGGCUGCUAAAGGAGGACCAGGCCGGCAAGAGUGAGGAAGAGUUGGCAGAGUGCUUCCGUGUGUUCGACAAGAACGCUGACGGCUACAUCGACAGAGAGGAGUUCGCCACGAUCAUCCGCAGCACCGGUGAGCAAGUCACAGAGGACGAGAUCGAUGAGCUGCUCAAGGACGGAGACAAGAACAACGACGGCAUGCUGGACUUUGACGAAUUCCUCAAGAUGAUGGAGAAUGUGCAGUAAAUCCUGGAAAAUUCAUGGACAUUCCUCCUCCUCUUACUCCUACCACCUAUGAAUCCACCCGAAAACAUACACCAACCCCUCCCUCCCUCCUCCCUGCGUCCACCUGGAUUUCUGCCUCUCUUCUCUCUUCUCCAUUGUUGACAUCUUCACCAGACAGCGAGGGCUCCCAGCUGCGGAGGUUUGGGGCGCUGGCUAAGCUACACCGAGCAAAUUCGGGGGAAAAUUCACUGCACACACACAAACACACUCACAUAUGCAUGGAGUGAUGUCACAUCAGCGACAAGCGCCUUUCCCCCGCCCCCUCCCAGCUCUGCUGGUUAAAGCUCUGAUCUAGAUGUAGUCUAGAUAGAAGGGCAGCCUGUUAUCUGCUGCUUAGACCAAUCAAUCCACCCGAAACACCUUUUCUGUACAAAGAAGUAAUUUGCUUGAACAGAAUAAAUGAACUAACACAUGCUCA
This is a messenger RNA of Cynoglossus semilaevis (tongue sole), 1094 nucleotides long. Its product is annotated as troponin C, skeletal muscle-like. Lineage: Eukaryota; Metazoa; Chordata; Actinopteri; Pleuronectiformes; Cynoglossidae. The coding region runs from base 155 to 637 and encodes 160 amino acids. Gene Ontology annotation, cellular component: myosin II complex. Gene Ontology annotation, molecular function: calcium ion binding. The record is from RefSeq and is a predicted model, not a curated record. The transcript is spliced from 6 exons.